AUGCUACAGCUGGCAUUACUUGGAUACGCUGCGCUACUUGUGUCACCAACGUCUGCGAUGUCUACAGGCCGUAUUCUGCACUUUUCUGACGUCCACUUGAACAUUUCGAAAUCUUUCUCCUCUGCAGACAAUGCUCGCAUCCCUAUCCGGUAUUUCGCCGACGCACCCUUGGCACUUCUCGAGUCUGCGUUAAUUUAUGCCAAAGAAUACGUAAUUGACAAUCCAGACAUAUUUCUGUACACGGGAGAUCAUGUCGUACACGGGGAUUCAACUGAUGAAUACGCUGCAAAAGCCGUGGAGACAAAUGUCCGGGUGAUGGAGACUUAUUACCCUCCAAACAGCGGAAUGCUAGAGGCUACAGCCAUUCUUGGCAAUGCUGAUGGAAACCCAGACUAUCACAUGGAAGUGACGGACCCCAAGACAGAGACAAACCCGUCCAUUGAGCUCAUUUCGGAAGUAUGGAAGGACUCGCUCUCGGCUGUAAACAUGGAUAUGCUGAAUCGAGGUGGAUAUCUGAAAUAUGCACUGGAUGAUAAGCUGCACAUGAUCACGUUGAAUACUGUACCAUACUCGCCCAGUCAUUUUCCCGACACGUCAAUCCAGUCGGAUCCAUUCGGGCAAUUUGCCUGGCUGGACAAGACGCUUGCUGAACUGCAGGAUGCUGGCAAGUUUGCGUACAUUGCUGGUCACAUUGCCCCGAUCGUGGACUCAUACGGAGGUGAUCCGCAGUGGCACACGAAGUACAUUGUCAAGUACAAAAAUAUUGUUGGCAAGUAUGCCAAUGUAAUCAAGGCGCAAUUUUUCGGUCAUGUGCAUAGUGUCGAGUUUCGUGUCCCCGUGACUUCGUUCGACCGUGGUGACGACGAGGACAUACCCUUUCAGCUGCUGCCGAUGUACAUUUCGGGCUCUAUCUCACCGCUAUUUGGCAACAACCCAUCCUUUAUGGUAUGGGAGUAUGAUGCAAACACGUACGAGGUGUUAGACUAUGCCUUGUAUGCAUCAUACAUUGGGGAAAGCGAACCUCAGCUCGACUGGAAGCUGCUGUUAAGGGCGAGCGAGACAUACGGUUUAAAAUCUCUCUCCCUAUCGGAGCUUUCGUCCUUUGUGCAACGUGCAGAGAAAAACCUUACUUUGAUGGAGGAAUACUACUGGAACACGAAGGCUCGCUCGCCCAAUACUCUGCCUUGUAAAAACACGACCUGUCGUUUAAAGACAUUAUGCACGCUGGAGUGGUGGACUACUAAGCGCGAGUUUCUGGACUGCAUCGACACGGCCCAAACGAUGAUCGCUGGUCAUGUGAACGGCAAAGAUGACACUAAGAUUUUAUUAUCGGCUGCUGACGUAACAGCAGCUUCAUCCGGCUCUACUGUCAUGCACAACAAUCUCGCACCAAGAGACGUGCUGAUCACGAUUGGAACGACAGCGCUAGCAACCAUUGUUGCAAUAGUGUGCGUUGUGUUGACCGUUUACGGGCUGAGACGGAGUAAGGUCUUCAAAGGCCGCUCGACGUACAAUACCGUGCCUACACUCUAG
Molecule: messenger RNA, 1533 nt
Organism: Peronospora belbahrii
Lineage: Eukaryota; Oomycota; Peronosporomycetes; Peronosporales; Peronosporaceae
Source: the annotation of a GenBank genome assembly